UCGAUUUCGAAACUAGUCAAACAAUUGCUGCCCGUAUAAAGACACCUACUUUAGCACAAGGUAGGGCGAACCUCCGUCGUCAAUUAAACUAGACGCUCAAAAAACACGCCAUUUUCCCCGUGAAAAAUAAACAAUGAUGAAGAUCAUAGCGGUGUGCAUCUUUGCACUGGCUUCCAUCAGUUCCAGCUACAGCAACGUCGCCUCAACCCGAAAGUGCGGAGGGCGAGUGUUUGUUGACGAAGCAAUUCUAAUCGACGCCUCAACGCAACAAGAUUGCACCUGGGAAUUCCAAACGAAAGAGGAUCGCAUUCUCGUCUUCACCGUCGUCGGUGGAAAUGUCAAAGACGCCCAACAAUUUCUAACCAUUCACGAUGGAGUAGACAUCGAUUCGCCGAUUCUCCUCGUAGACAAUCAAAAGAUCCUCGAAUGGACGAGGCGAGAUUUGCCCCAGGCCGUGUACACGACCCAACCUGCAGCAAGUGUUCGAUUCAAAACGGCACCAACUUCAAAUUUCCAGCUCCAGAUUCAAAAGGCUGUUAACUGUCCCUUCGAUUUGGGAUCAAACACCGCGUGUGGACGACUUAUCGAUGAAAUAUCCUGCUACUGCGUCAAUUACAAUUUGAGAAAUCACAACGACCAGACGACGUCUUGUUUGCUCAACGGAUUCAAACUGUUGGCCCUUGAAAGUCGAACGGAAGAAACAGUUUUGGUAAACGCCUGGGGUAACGCGACACGUUACUGGACUUCCCUGACCGAUAAUCUUAACGAAGGAGUUUGGCUUUGGGGCAGCACGGGAACGGGCAUAGUGGGCGGCUAUUCCAACUGGGCCAUCGGUCAGCCCGACGGAUCGGGAAACUGCGUUCAUUUGAACGACGCUUCCCCACAAGGUGGAUGGAACGACGACAAUUGCGCCAACUUACGCGAAGCCAUUUGCGAAGGUCAACCUUAAACGUUAGCCAUACAAUUGUACGUCCAUUCGACUGUGCGAGUUAACUAAUGUUUACUCCAAAAAUACAAUCAGAAAACAAG
This is a messenger RNA of Daphnia magna, 1029 nucleotides long. RefSeq lists its product as uncharacterized. Bases 134 to 949 code for a protein of 271 amino acids. Gene Ontology annotation, cellular component: external side of plasma membrane. Lineage: Eukaryota; Metazoa; Arthropoda; Branchiopoda; Diplostraca; Daphniidae. Gene Ontology annotation, biological process: biological process involved in interspecies interaction between organisms. The transcript has 6 exons. The record is from RefSeq and is a predicted model, not a curated record. Gene Ontology annotation, molecular function: carbohydrate binding.